AUGACGUACCAGCAUCUUCCAGGUAUGCCGGUGGAUCCUCCAGGCUACAUAGAUGACCAUGGAGGAUCGGCAAAUACACAGGAGGUUUCGGCGUCGAUUUUCGAGCAGUUUGAAAUAGAAGACGAAGCGGUGGAGCGUGACAGUUUUAUGGUACGAGCGUCUUUAAUGACAAAGAAAUUUGUUUAUGGCUUCAGUUCUCGUGUGGUUCAUCCUGUAUCACGGCUCAUUGACCCGAUGUACGAACUUUAUAAGUUUUUGUAUUCGAAAUACGAGGUUUCCGUUCAAAAAAUAGGUAACCCUUUGGUGGUCAAUCGGCUAUUAUAUGUGUUUUCCAUCAUGAUAAUUAUGUUUUUCGUGUCACGAUAUAGUUCUCGUGACGGUGUGAAUGGCUCUAGUGGCGGGGCUUUUUCUCAAAAUGAACUUUUCGACAGAGUUAUGCUUGGCGACUCCAUCAAGUCCAAAAUCAAUACCGCUUCAAUGAAGGAAAAUUUGGAGUAUCUCUCGUCAAUGCCCCACAUUGCCGGCACCCGGGGUGAUCUCGCGUUGGCCCGCUACGUUGAGUCGCUUAUGAACAGCAACGGCUUGCGCCAUGUUCUGCUUGAAGAACUUCAGGCUUCCAUUAACUAUCCUCAACAUGACCCCAAGAAGACCUACGUGAGCCUUGGAGAUGGUUCGUGGUCCGCUACUCUUAACGAACUUCACAAUAACGAUAUGCAUUAUCUCGCCUAUAACCCCAAUAGUUUGGCAACUAACGACCCUCAAGAAGGCACUUACUAUUAUGCAAACUACGGUACUCCAAGUGACUUUGAAAAGCUUCAAGCUAACGACAUACAGAUCAAGGACUCCAUCUUGCUCAUACGCUACGGCGGAGACUUUCCAGAAGCCAACAAGGUCCAGUUGGCACACGAGCACGGCGUGAGGGCCGUCGUAUUUAUCACUCCUCAAUUCGAGCUCGGAAAAAAGGGAAAUGCAGAAAAAGUUGACGAUGUGAUUCAGCGACAAGGUGUUGGACGCGCUCGUGUCAGUCCUGGAGAUGUUCUUACUCCGGGGUGGUCGUCUCAAGAUGGGUUUGUCACCCGCUUACCGUGGUUCAAAUCAGAAACCACUCCCAAAAUACCCACUAUUCCCAUCUCGUAUCUGGAUGGAGAGAAACUACUUGCACGGUUGGAGAAAAGCGGUGCUUCCUUUGGCGAUUAUCAUUCUGGGGUUCAAUCUACAGCUUCAGAUCGUCUGCUUCGUGUUCUGGUCGGUGACAAUGAGUGGAUGAUUCACCAGAUUUGGAACGUUGUAGGUUCCAUUGAAGGUCGCGAACAGAGUCAGCAAGCGAUCAUCAUUGGAGCGGGCCGUGACGCUGGCUGUUUUGGAACGAUGGGUGCUAAUACUGGCACUGUAGUAUUGAUUGAAAUGAUGAAGGUUUUCACUGCUUUGCAAAGACAGUGGUCGUGGUCGCCUCUGCGGCUGAUACACUUUGUGCUGUUUGAUGCUACAAACUACAAUUUAGCAGGCUCCACAGAAUGGGUGGAAAGCACCAAGGAACUGUUGAUGAAGCAAGGGUACACCUAUAUUGAUCUUAGUGAUGCCAUAGCUGGGAAUGAUUUGCAGGUACAAUCGCACCCAUUUUUGUCAGACGUUAUCAAUCAAGCAUUGAGUAAAGUGAAGCAACUGGAUAAAAAGUCCUUGCUAGAGGUUUACAGGAGCAAACAUGGCGAUAAGUUUCCAUAUGAGAUGUUAAGGUUGCGCAAUUACUUGCCGUUCAUCAACUUUGUCAACAUGCCAGCGAUUGAAAUUCGGUUUACAGGUUACAAAUACCCCGAGAAUUCAUGCUACGACAGCUUUGAAAGGUUUGAGUCGGCAGAGAUAGACCCUAAGAUGGAGAAACAUGCACAGUUGGUGGAAGUUCUUUCACUCGUGGCGCUUGAACUUGCAGAGUCUCCUAUCAUACCAUUCAAUUUCCUCAAUCUUGUGGCUCGAGUAGAGGAUUACAAGAAAGAUAUGGAAAGGUACAUUAACGAGAUGAUAGAGGCAGGAAGUAAAAAGGCGAGACCAACGAUCCAUUACGAAGGACUUGCAAAUUCCAUUAAUAUAUUGGAAUCCGCCGCACGAGCUAUCCACAAGUGGUACGAGGCUUGGGCUAACUACUUGCAAGAAAGUGCUGAUAUGGAGCCAAGUAUGCUUGCCUUGAAUCGAUGGAAGUGGAAUGAAAAUCUCAUCAGAUUUAACGAGUAUUUCAUUCAGCGUCAAACCAAACCAAAGCGAGCAGGUUACCGCAACGUUCUAUUUGGUGUGUCUUAUGCAGCACCAGUGGAAGCACAGAAAGAUCAUAGUUGGAAUUCGUUUCCUCAAGUACGGGACAACGCUUAUUCACAGCAAUAUGGAGAGGUCCAGAAAGAGAUCGAUAACUUGGCAAAUGCAAUAGCAUAUGCAGCAGAACAGGUUACGAGAAUUCAAUAG
This is a messenger RNA of Meyerozyma guilliermondii ATCC 6260, 2451 nucleotides long. Its product is annotated as putative zinc metalloprotease. Gene Ontology annotation, molecular function: carboxypeptidase activity. Lineage: Eukaryota; Fungi; Ascomycota; Pichiomycetes; Serinales; Debaryomycetaceae. The record is from RefSeq and is a predicted model, not a curated record. The transcript has a single exon. The coding region runs from base 1 to 2451 and encodes 816 amino acids.